Dalotia coriaria is the source of this 1605-nucleotide messenger RNA. Its product is annotated as serine protease 33. Bases 259 to 1440 code for a protein of 393 amino acids. NCBI's taxonomy places the organism in Eukaryota, Metazoa, Arthropoda, Insecta, Coleoptera, Staphylinidae. Gene Ontology annotation, biological process: proteolysis. The transcript is spliced from 4 exons. Gene Ontology annotation, molecular function: serine-type endopeptidase activity. The record is from RefSeq and is a predicted model, not a curated record.
GUACACAGCGUGUGCCACACUCUUCUCUUCUCGCGAAGAACCAAAACCAACAUUCAACAAGAGGCACAACAGUAGCAAAACCGUGCGGCAGCAGCGCGAGUGCGCAUCAGUGACCGACUCGGUGCUCGUCGACACGGUGGCCUCGCAAAGCAAGAAGACCUGGAAAUUUACAUAUUAUUAUUAAUAAUAAUAAAUAUUAAACAAAUAAGAGUGCUUUUAAGAGAAGAUGAGCAUUGCGUGCGUUAAUGUGCGGCGACGAUGAGAAUUGUAUUGGGGGUCCUUUUGGGGUUGUUGCUGUGCGAUAAAAGCGAUGGUUUCUUCUGGUUUACGCGUCAAACGACGCCGACGAGGGCCAAUCGCAAGGAGAGCAAACUUGAAGAAAAUGCGAUCUAUAACAACGAUUAUCAACAACGCAUUGCAGGAACAGGACGCGUUCUCGUCACGAUGAUGGGUUAUCCGCAACGAUGCGAACGCAAGGGCCAGCAGCACGUAUGUACGCUGGCAUUAUCCUGUUGGAUGGCAGGAGGUGUCAGUCAUACCGGAUGUGGUACCAAUCCAUGGGUGGUCACCUGUUGUGUUAUCACUCAUUUGAAACAGAACAAGGAAUUGUAUUUUCAAGAAUCGAAAAACACGGUGCAAAAACGAAUUGAGGACGAAUGUGGAUUAUCAGCGGAUAGAAUCCUAUCAAAAAGGAUAAUUGGCGGGGAUGAAGCGCGCUUCGCCCAAUUUCCCUGGCAAGCGCAUCUAAAAAUUUUAUCCUAUCAGUGCGGAGGCGUGCUAGUAUCGAGAAAAUACGUCGCUACAGCAGCGCAUUGCAUAAUCAGAGCUAAACUAAAAGACAUCACUGUAUACCUGGGUGAACUGGACACACAAGAUACUGGAAAAGUUAUCGAACUAGCUCCUGCUGAAUUACAUCGAGUAAAACGUAAAAUAAUUCAUCCCGAAUUUGAAUUUCGAACAACGCAACCGGAUAGAUAUGAUUUAGCUCUCCUACAGAUGGUGACACCUGCAGGACAUUCUUUUCAUAUAGCACCUAUUUGUUUACCACCGCCUGGAUUGCAAUUACAAGGCCGGCAGGCGGUGGUUGCUGGUUGGGGUAAAAUACAACCGUCUAAUUCACUUUCUGGUACGAAUGUUUUACGGAGUGCGCAUGUACCUAUUCUGAGCAAAGAAAAGUGUUAUGCAUGGCAUACCAGCAAACAAAUAAAAGUAGAAUUAUUCGAUGAUAUGCUCUGCGCUGGCCAUGAAGACGGCAAACAUGAUGCAUGCUUAGGUGAUUCUGGUGGGCCACUAAUAGUACUAGAAAACGGUAGAUGGACUCUGGCGGGUAUUACAAGCGCAGGAUUCGGUUGUGGGGAAUACCAUCAACCUGGGAUCUACCAUUCGGUUGCUGUGACUUCGUCGUGGAUGCGUCGGAUCAUUAGUAAAGAGUUUGCGUAGACUACCUCAACAAUUUUUGAUAAUUUUUUUGAUUUAAUAUUAAUAUAUUUGACGAACAUUUUCUUGCAUCUUUAAGUAGGUAAAUAUAUUAUGCUGUGAUAACGAAUGUUUUGAAUAUGUUAUUUAUUAUUUAUUCAAAGUAUAAAUAAAUGUGAUUUUAAGUAA